UUCGUCUUGACCCGUCUCUUACGGGAAGAAGAGGAAAGGAGCGACUUCUUUUCUUUCUUUCCGAGUUUAUGCGAUCUCUCGUGUGAGUUCUUCCAGUUCUUCUUUGAGGAUCAUUGAAUCAAAAUCGGAAUUUUACGAAUCACUCCUUCCGGAUAAUUGGAUCCAAAUCAGAAUUUUACGAAUCACUCGCCAUUAGCGUUGCCACAGACCCUUCUCCGGAUAUCGCCGAAACGAAAGAUGAUAACCAGUGUUCAGAUUUUGGAUUACACUAGGAUGUAACGCGACAGGUUACACCCUAGGUUGCAGUCUUCCGCUCUCGAUGUUGGACUACUGUCAGAUGAAGUCUGUGCCGUCAAAUCCAGUGAUGUCAAUUUCGGCGCCGGGUAGCAUGACUGCCAGCUUAGAAACGAUGAGUUCGGUGAAAAGCUUGGUGUGCAGUCCGGAUCUCACAAUGUUCGCGACCACGCCGGGGUGCAGCGGAGUUGAAGCCGCAGAUCUGGCCAGUCCAACGGUGGAGAUCGGAAAAUAUCAGUGUCUACUCUGUCAGAAGAGCUUUACGCAGAAGAACGUAUAUCAGAGUCACUUGAGGUCGCAUAGUAAGGAGAGCGAAGAUCCAUAUCGCUGUAACAUCUGCGGCAAGACGUUUGCGGUACCGGCGCGACUGACGCGUCAUUAUCGCACCCAUACUGGCGAAAAACCGUACCAAUGCGAGUACUGCAACAAGUCGUUCUCGGUGAAGGAAAAUCUCAGCGUACAUCGGCGUAUCCACACGAAGGAACGGCCGUAUAAGUGCGACGUGUGUGGACGCGCGUUUGAACAUAGUGGCAAGCUACACCGUCACAUGCGCAUUCAUACUGGCGAACGGCCGCACAAAUGCACCGUAUGUGCUAAAACAUUCAUACAAAGCGGCCAGUUGGUAAUACACAUGCGCACGCACACCGGUGAGAAGCCGUACGUGUGCAAAUCGUGCAAAAAAGGUUUCACCUGUUCCAAGCAGUUGAAAGUGCAUACGCGCACCCACACUGGCGAGAAACCUUACACUUGUGACAUUUGCCGCAAGGCAUUUGGCUACAACCACGUACUCAAGUUGCACCAGGUGUCGCAUUAUGGCGAAAAGGUGUAUAAGUGCACAAUUUGCAAUGAGACUUUUGGUUCCAAGAAGACAAUGGAGUUGCAUAUCAAGAAGCAUCCGGAAUCGCCGGCAUCCAUCACUUCCACUAUUACAGACAGCGACAUCUCACCAACGGCGAUCGCUUCGCCAAUCGAACCGGAUGUUGAGAUUUCUCAGAGCGGCGGUGGUGACGGUGGCAGUAAUAGUAGCAACCUUGACCCAGCCACAGUCCCAGCGAUUCUAGAUUUACCGGAUAUCGCUGUUGACGAUAAGGAAAACCUGAAGACUGAAGAGGCCUAUUCGGAUUCGACAUCGAACGCUUACACUGUUCAACGCGACUUUGGAUACUACCUUUAUUCCGGCAACAGAGAGCAGCAGUAUUCACAACCAAUAGUAACAUCGCCAUCGAGUACGGUAGAACCCGUCGUGUUCGCUGAUAUCGACGAGAAGCGCUUUCAAGCGAGCGUGGUAGUAAGUGCGCCGAUGGAACCAAUGACUCAUCAUGUGUUUUUCUAUCCCGAACCAGUGUAUGCUAGUUUCGGUUUAACCACCAAUAGCGGUGUUCAUCUCGAUACUACCGAUUGCUCAUCUCUUUUGAAUUUGCCGGGUAACGACGCGCGCCGAAGGGUUGAGGCUGCCUUAGAAGCGGUUGAGGAAGAGCGACAAAGACAAGAAUAUGGUGCCAGGAUUGUCAAAAUUGAUCGAGAUCCGUUACUCACGCCACCGUGUAGUAAUCCUGAGAGCCCAGCAUCGUCACCUGACUUGGCCUUGGAUCUAGUGAUACCACCACGGGAAACGUUAAUUUUGCCGCCCAGGAAACGUAGCAAGAUGAUUCUUCAAUCCAUGGAGAGCGAAUAUAGGAAUAACGGUGGUAGUGGUGGCAGCCUAAUCACGGCUUCACAGAGGCAAAAUUCUGUCAUUCAAUUUGCGCGAGCUUCAUAGUGAAUGUGUCGGAGCUGUUAGAAAAGCUUUGUGAAAUCGCUUUGAAAGUCACUUUAAAAAUUGAAAAGGAUGAUCUCCUAGAAAAUGUUUUACUUUGAUAAGAUCAAGAUCGAAAAUUGGAAGAAAUGUCGAUUUGUGUGUGAGUUUCUUCGGUCAAGACAAAUUUGAGUGCAAGGAGUACGUAGAAAUUGUCAAGAAUUUCACUGAUAUUCCAAUGUUAAAUGAAAAUAAUUGCAAAACGCACGAGCGAUGAAUUUUUAUCUUGUUAAUUGCGAUACAAAACUGCAUUCGGCAUAUACGGAAGCUCUCCAUUUUCAGAAUUAGGAGUGAAAGCUCAUGUGCCUCUUCGAUGAAACCUAAAUGUAACGCAAGUGAAUCGCAACUCAGUGUUUUAACUUUCCAUUCGCAAUCAGUAUGAGAAGACUAAUUACAUGAAGUUAGCUCAGCAAUCAAAACCGCGUUUGUUACUUAAUAACAUUUAAUAGCAAUUAACGCAAUCCAUGUACUGCAUAUAUUUUCCUAACGGUUUACGAGCGAAAACACUCGUAAUUACCUUCUUGACCUUGUUCGAUAGCUCCUUGAUCUUUUGAGGCUUUAACAUUACGUGUAUGUUGGAUGCGUGGAACAUAAAGAGAAAAAGAUUGGAUAUAUUACUAGAUUGAGAGAAGAUCGCACUGAUCGCGAGCGUGCAUGAUGAGGUAGCAGUGCGUAUGCUAUUAAAAUAACCUUGUUAAACUAAAUUUUUAGGAAAAUUUAGAUAAUUUAAAAAAAGA
Messenger RNA from Trachymyrmex cornetzi, 2826 nucleotides. RefSeq names its product kruppel homolog 1 (gene Kr-h1). Bases 320 to 2053 code for a protein of 577 amino acids. The transcript has 2 exons. NCBI's taxonomy places the organism in Eukaryota, Metazoa, Arthropoda, Insecta, Hymenoptera, Formicidae. The record is from RefSeq and is a predicted model, not a curated record. Gene Ontology annotation, cellular component: nucleus. Gene Ontology annotation, biological process: regulation of gene expression.